Molecule: messenger RNA, 1551 nt
Organism: Diatraea saccharalis (sugarcane borer)
Lineage: Eukaryota; Metazoa; Arthropoda; Insecta; Lepidoptera; Crambidae
Source: the annotation of a GenBank genome assembly
AUGCUGCAGCAGCUCAGGGUGAUUAAAUAUAUCAAAAUAAUCAUUGAUGAGAUCGCUCUCGCGGUGUCCUGGACGAUGGACACGGUGUGGUACAGGUUUGAAGUAGCCCGGCCGGCGAGGAAGGAGACCAGCUCCAGUCCUCAAUCACUCCCAGUCCAGUCCAGUCCUAAGUCACUUCCAGUCCAACUCAGUCCUCAGUCACGUCCUGUCCUGCCACCUUCACCUCAAUUUAGUAAUUCUGUUUCUGGAGGCUUGUUAGUGGUAGAAUUUCUCGGAGAUGAGGAUUGUGGAGAGCUGAACUGCGCAAGUAUUGUGGCAAUUUUUCCUCCUCCUGGCGAACUGCCACCACAGCUGGAUGCGGGGGAUGACAUCUCACCAGAGAUCCCAAAGAUAAUAUCAGGAAAAGCCCUUUCGUUUUCGAUAUCUGCUGAAGAGAGAAAUAAACAAAGACCAAAGAAAACCAAUUGGCUUAUCUUAAGAAGGAGCUUAAAAGUAAUCGGUAAAGAAUACUGCACACAAUCGUCAAUAUGCGGACUCAAACAUCUGGUCAACGAGAACACACCAUAUAUUGAAAGAUUAAAUGAAGUCCCCAAUAAGAAAUACAACGAAAGACAAAUGAUGUCAUUGCUGUUCGGACUCGGGAAGCUGUAUAACCCACAGACGAUGAAUAAUUAUACGGCGAAGGAAACGCACGACGCUCUGGGUCAUUAUCAUGUCAAUGAUCUCAUGAAGAGUUUACAAUUCUCUGAUGCUUACGAUUUUCCGGAUUCACCGAGUGGAAGUUUUGCAAUGCAGAUGAUAAAUCCUAAUGUACAGAUGACAGUAUCGAUAACGGCUAGUUUCACAGAAGCUUCUAGAGACAUCCAACAUGUUCCUGUUGAAUUAAGGAAUUGUUUGUUUUACGACGAGUCUUCGUACCUACCGUUCUACACAUAUAGCGAUUGUAUGCUCAAAUGCCGGAUGCUGUUUCUACUGGAGAAGUGCAACUGUACACCUUUCAAUGUACCCAAAUUGGCUAAAUCGCGGACCUGCGAUUUAACAGACGUGUCUUGCUUAGACAAGUAUUAUGUGAGGCCUCACAAGAAAAACCCACCCGCCGAGUUGGAAUUGGAUUUAGUAAAUGGGGGAUUAGACUGUCCGAUGUGCUAUCCCACCUGUUCUAAAACUUUAUACAACUUCUACUUCUACAAUGUCAAGAUAUAUCCUGAAAUACUUAAUAACGACCCCGAUCCUGAAAGGGAUGAUUGGCUGUAAGUAUAGGGGUCUUAUUCUCUGAUUUUAUAGUUCAUCGCAAUCCUUUUCAAUAUCACAUUUGAAAGAUAUUCAUUAAAUUCUUGCUACAACUAUUUAAUACUAAUAAACUAUAUUUGCAUUUCCAACUACACAUUCUAAUUUAUAACAGUUUAAGAUUAAAUAUAAUUUAACAUGCGAUGUUUUUUAAAGAUAGCGUUAAAGUAACGUUAAUUGGAAUUGUAUAAGGCAAGCGUUAGAAAUGCUAUCUGCAAUUUUUCGACAGAUUUCGGAAACUUUUUAUUGUUUCUUGAUAACUAA